Molecule: messenger RNA, 663 nt
Organism: Eremothecium cymbalariae DBVPG#7215
Lineage: Eukaryota; Fungi; Ascomycota; Saccharomycetes; Saccharomycetales; Saccharomycetaceae
Gene: ROX3
Product: Rox3p
Exons: 1
Coding region: 1-663 (220 amino acids)
Biological process (GO): regulation of transcription by RNA polymerase II
Cellular component (GO): core mediator complex; mediator complex
Molecular function (GO): transcription coregulator activity
Source: RefSeq, a predicted model, not a curated record
AUGGGUACACUGCACAACGAAUCAACAAUACCGUCAUAUUAUUACUAUGUAGAUCCAAGUGGACCUGCUUAUGAAGCUGAACAGCCUAAUCCGCUAGAUGAUCUAAUAUCAGUUUAUGGGCUGCAGGAUAUUUCCAGACAAGUGGCUAGGACAAAUCCUGAUGGGACGAAGGCUGUUAAGUUGCGCAAGUCGUAUAAGAAUCAAAUACAGGAUCUAUCGGGGAAAUUCUCUGUGAUACCUAGUCGGGAGAAUGGACGUGGCGGAGAGGUGACGCCAAUUGUCUUCCAGCCGAUUAAUACGGAUAUGGUUCCACAAAUGCGGAAGGAGAAUGGGAAAUUUAGUCAGGAAGAAUGGAGAACGAUGUUUAUGAAUCGUGAUCAUGCGUUGUUUGAGCAGCCUAUGAUGGAUUGGGAGAUGUGUGCUAAAGUCAUUUCACAAUUUGAGCGGAGUUAUACUGGUGAGUUUAAGAAUCAAGGGUUUGAAGUUGAUGAUUUGGCUUUUGAUUUAGAUGGUAGUGGCAGUAAUACUAAUGGGGUUGGAGGUAGUGGAGGAAGUGGAGGAGCAAGCAAGAGCAAGAAACGGAAAAGCAAAUCUAAUGGAUCGUCGAUGGCCACGCCGAACAGCGAUAUCCAAGAUGAUAUUAAGCGAAGAAGAUUAGAAUGA